AAAACCGGAACAAACGAAAGCAAAAAAAGUGGAGCAGCUGCAAGGUGUUUUCUUAGAAUAGUUACAGAACUGAGCGUUGCGUUUAUCAGACAGCGUUAUUGAACGGAAGCUGCUCAUCUGGAACGCAGCUGGAAGCAGAAAUGAGGCUGAGCGCGAAAGAUAGAAAUUAACCAAACAACAGUACAUAUAUUUUUAUUUUUGUUUUUAACGAAUGUUUUCUUUGUAUUUCGUCGGACGGUUUUUAUUCGGGGUUUGUUUACUCUAAGUUCCAAUGAGCGGCUCGUGUUCCGUCGGUAGCCGGAGGAGAGGCGGCGGGGCCGGGGGGCUGCUGCUGCCGCUGCUCGGCGCCUGUCUGUGGGCUGCCGCGCUCGGAUACAAGCCGGUGAUCAUCGUGCACGGCUUGUUCGACAGCUCAGGGAAUUUUGUAAACUUGCAACGAUUCAUCAAUGAGUCGCAUCCAGGAACAAAUGUGACCAUCAUCGACCUGUUUGACAGAAGCGCCAGCCUGCAGCCCAUGUGGAAACAGGUGGAGGGCUUCAAGGCAGCUAUUUACCCGAUAAUGCAAAACGCAGCGGACGGGGUGCACUUUAUCUGCUACUCUCAAGGCGGGCUGGUCUGCAGAGGGAUCCUCUCCACCCUGUCUGAACACAAAGUCCACUCCUUCAUCUCUCUGUCCUCGCCUCAGGCCGGGCAGUAUGGAGACACAGACUACUUGAAGUACCUCUUCCCUCAGUUUGUCAAGUCGAACCUCUUCCACCUUUGUUACACGGCAUUCGGUCAGAGGAUAUCCAUCUGCAACUACUGGAAUGACCCCCACCACAGAGACCUGUACCUGAACAGCAGUGACUAUCUGGCUUUGCUCAACAGCGAGAGGCCGAAUCCAAACUCAACAGAGUGGAAGAUGAACUUCCUGAAGAUCCAGAAGCUGGUGCUGAUCGGAGGGCCAGACGACGGGGUCAUCACUCCAUGGCAGUCCAGCCAGUUUGGAUUUUACGACGACAACGAGACGGUUGUUGAGAUCCAGCACCAAGAUGUGUAUUUAAGAGACCUGUUUGGCCUGAAGACGCUGGCGGCUCGUGGGGAUCUGAUCCUCUGCACCGUUCCCGGCAUCCAACACGUCUGGUGGCAUUCAAACGAGACCGUGUUCCACCUGUGCAUGGAGAAGUGGCUGGUGUAGAACAAAGCAGGCCCAAACGCACACGUUUUAGUAAGCUAUUCUCUCCAGUUAUGUAGAAAUCACCAGCUCGCAUUCUCUCAGUCUCCCCACAAACAUCUGCGAGCGACAUCUGGAGAUGGUAGUUUCAUUUGCUUUGGGAUCCCUGAUCUAAGACACUGAUCUAAGUAAUUGGCUUCCGUAGAUGUAUUUUCUUCAUUUAAACUCAUUUUAUCCACUAACGUGACAUUUAAACGGGUUUGAAAUUUUGAAAAUCUUUUCUUUUUGCUAAGACUUAGAAGAGAAGUUAAUAUCUCUCUAACGUCUGAUGUUACAGCCAACAAAUGACCUGCCUCAUAAGCUUCCCAGAACCCUAAGGCUGCACACAUUAUCUUUAAUGUGAUCUUGAGUAUAUUUUAUCAAAUAUUUCAUGUCGCAUUCAGAUUUUGCAGCCUGCUUCAGCUUUCAGUUUCAGUCUAUUCAUCUCAAGUUUUCCAAUAAGUAUUUAUUUAAAGCUAAAGUUUUGCUGUCAAACAAAUCCAAGAUGUCAGCAUCCGGUUACUGAAUUUUUUGGACGAAGCCAUCAUAAAACAGCUCACAUUUGGCUUCAGAAAAAAGAGGUUAAAUUUAGCUGUAUGCCAAGUCUUUUUUUGUCAAAAGGGAUUGUUGCUGCUACUUAAACCAUUUAAAUCACAGAAGUUCACAGUUUGCCGGAUGAGUUUCAGAGCUGGCUGAUACAGAAAAUGCAGAUGUGUUAAGGGUUGAGCUGCCUUUGUGUUACUGCAGUCAGGCUUCAAAUGAGUACUCAUCUAUUCAUUCAGAGAACUGUUAAGAACUGAUGCAGUGAAAUUAGGGUAGCAGAUGAUGAAAUAUCCUGAUUUAUUUAUAACUUAAACAACUUCAACUGUAUUAGAAGGAGGCCAUUUGAUUUUUUCCUACUUUAAUUUUUUCUAAGUAACAAUUAAAUUCAAAGCUAUAUAACAGAAUAAGCAGAAAAUGAAUGCAUGAAUUACCAACCAGAGACCUCUUGCUGUUAUCUUCUAAGUUUGGAGCUGCAAUUUUGUUCAGAAACAGGAACUAAACUAAACUACAUUUAAUUUCCUCAUGCCGUCAAGCACAAAUAACAUAAAUACGUAUGUGUCUGCAGUUACCUCUCAGAUUUUCAGUGGGCUCAGUGGUUUCUAUUUCAGAAAGAGAGAAAAUGUAAGUAGGGGGAGCAGCUUGCCCCAACAUGAUCUUCCACUGUCUCCACUGGACAACCCAUAGCAGUGAAUUUUAUGUGAAGCUCCUCUUUCUGCCAGGGAUGGCCAAUUGAAUGUGGCACAAAGGGAAAGGACAGUGGUUUGAACCAAUUGAUAUGAUGAUAAUGUUGUUGUAUCUGGUCAACGGUAGCACAAGUCAGUGUCUCAGCUGAGACAUAUGUCCACACCCUUUUAUGGGCUCAGAUAUGACUGAGUCAUUUGUCAGAGUCAAUAUUUUUCUUGUUUUAUAUGUCGGAACAUCCUGUUUUGUUUGCCUAUAAAGAAUUAGCUUCUCAGUCCUGUUGCUGUGAUAACCAUGAUACGUCCCAGAGAGGGUUAUAAGGUCAUCAGACACUUUAAAUUCUCUCCAUGUACUGCUUUGAUUUGUAAAAAUGUUACUUUAAUUAUGCUGACAUUAACACAUGCAGCAUAUUUUAUUGUGUUUGUCUCUAUCAGACAUCCAAAUCUAAAAAAAAAAAAUCCCACAACACAACCGUGCCUGAGCGACAUCCUGUCGACUUGUCUCCUUGUGCAGACUCACUGCCCUGCUCAUCCUAUGAUGCAGCCGUUUAUACAUUUUUAUCCUUCCAUUUUUAAUGAUGUGGACGCCCAUUUUUUACGUACAUAACCGCCGUGUUUGUGAAUGGUAUCAUGCAGUGUUUUGAAGUUGUACUCUUUUGCUUUAGUAUAUGAAGCCUUAACUUCCCAUCAUGCCUCAGUGUUUCAUGUCCAUUACCAAAGUGCUAUGACACGCUGCCUUUAGUGACGGUGCUAAAAGAUAUUGACAGGAUAAUAGAGAGGGGUGACAACUAGUGCAGAGCAACAAGUCCGGCAGUGCUGUGUGUGUGUGUUUACUACUCCAACAAACUGGACGGGGCACUCUUUACCUCCCAUCUCAUGUAGAUAUCUCAGGCUUUUUAGCAACCUUCAUGCUCCUUAACAAAGGGAUUCAUUUUUCUAUGUUGGCUUUUUUGCUACCUGAUGUCCUUUUUAUACAUGUUUCUGAAGAGAUGAAAAAUGGAAAUAUCUUUUAUGUUAUAAAAUAAGAAAUUAACUGUUGACCAAGUCAAGUACAGAUUGCACAAAAAAAGAAGGGAACUGUUAAGGAGAUUAUUUCAUUUAGAUAUUGUAUCCUUUGUCUCAUGUAUGCAUGAACAAAUGUUGAUCAAGAACUUGCAUAUCUACUUGGUUAUUUUUUUCAAGAUGUGUCCCUCUCUGUUAGUUUUUAUUGUACUGGGAAUAAUAUGUUAAUGUGGAUAAGGAACGUCUUUUAAACUUCAAAAACUAUUUUGACAGUUUAUACAAUAUAUGUUAAAUAUUUCAUCAAUAAAAAAAUAUUUGAACGUCA
This is a messenger RNA of Menidia menidia (Atlantic silverside), 3742 nucleotides long. NCBI's taxonomy places the organism in Eukaryota, Metazoa, Chordata, Actinopteri, Atheriniformes, Atherinopsidae. The record is from the annotation of a GenBank genome assembly.